AUUCUGAAAGUCUAUUAUUCCUAUUCGUGAUUCAGGUAGUAUUGCUCACUUGUGCACUACUUGUGCAGUACUUGUGUACUUUACGGUGUUUACCUACCCUCUAACUCUAUACGUGCGGUUUGUUAGUAAUUUUGUGCAAUUGUUAUUCCAUAUCUAACAACGCGUUUUUUUUUAAAUUUGUCUCGGAUUAUGGUCAAGUUAACUUCUUAUCAACGAAGCCCGUGCAUAACUGUUGCUGUAUCUCACUAGCCGCCCUAGCUUGGCCGUCAGUAGCCUAACCUUAUCGUUGUGGCCAAUCAAGGACAGCAUUCUUGUCUGGAAAAUUUUAGCUGGCUCCUUCUAAAAUAAUGGAAGCUAUAGCCAAACACGAUUUUAACGCCACAGCAGAAGAUGAGCUAAGUUUCAGGAAAAGUCAAGUACUGAAGAUACUCAACAUGGAAGAUGACAUGAACUGGUAUCGAGCAGAGUUAGAUGGCAAAGAAGGCCUAAUCCCUAGUAACUAUAUUGAAAUGAAGAAUCAUGACUGGUAUUAUGGUAGAAUAACUCGAGCUGAUGCAGAGAAAUUACUAAUGAAUAAACUUGAAGGUGCUUUUCUCAUUCGUGUCAGUGAAAGUUCGCCAGGAGAUUUCUCUUUAUCUGUAAAGUGUUCAGAUGGUGUGCAACAUUUCAAAGUGCUGAGAGAUGCACAAGGAAAAUUCUUCCUCUGGGUCGUUAAAUUCAACAGUUUGAAUGAAUUGGUCGAAUACCACCGAACGGCAUCUGUCUCUCGGUCACAAGAUGUGAAACUAAGGGACAUGGUUCCAGAGGAGUGUUUAGUUCAAGCAUUGUAUGAUUUUGCUCCUCAAGAACCAGGUGAAUUAGAAUUUAAGCGAGGAGAUGUAAUAACUGUAACGGAUAGGUCAGAUCAGCAUUGGUGGCAUGGUGAAAUUGGAGCCCGCAAAGGUCUAUUUCCAGCAACAUACGUCACACCGUAUCAUUCGUAGAAAUUGCUCAGCUGAGAUUUUCGAAUGAGAAAAUUUAUCAGAAAAACGUGAAACACCAUUUUGGAAAAACAUACUUAUCAUGUGAGUAAACCUCCUUCACUGUGUACUCAGCCAACAUCCAAUUACAGUGUAAUUUCCCUCAUAUUCAUCACCCUUCCUUUCUUCAAUUUGUAAAUUCAUCCAGGAACAAAGAAUCAAAAAGCUAGAUUUGAGAAGGUCUAUCCCAUAUUUUUUUACUCUCUAAUUAUUUCUUAUUAUUACAAUAAUUUUUCUCUUUUUUUCUUAUGAUGUUUAUUCUGCUGUGGCCAAGCACAUUGUUAUUUUUAAAUGUUAUUGAUUACACUGUCACACUCUCGUGCUUUAUCUUGUAUCUUGUGUUGUAUCUUUCUUGUGCUUCGUUACAUUUUACUUCUUUCUGUUUCGUUAUAUUAUGGUUCCCACAUGAAUUGAGAAGCUUUCAAGUCUAAGGGUACAAUCCAUGUUUCAUUCUGUCUUGAUGACCUUGAUUUACGCAGGGUGUCCAUUUCAGUUACUUCACUCUUUCAUUGCAGGCUAAUUUACACCAUUGUCAUUUUGUAUGUCUUCCUUCAUAAAUCUUGGUAUCAAAAUCAUUUUAAGUGCAGUUCAAGUGACGAUAAUCAUUCAGAGUGAAAACAUUUUUCAACACUUCGUUGUAACCUAUCUAAAUUUGAAUUAAAAAUCGGAAGAUAUAAGGUACAGAUCCCAACAAAAGCCUAACUUGAAAUCCUGAUUUUUAUCAUCAAACGAAUAAAUACCAAGAAAGCCAGGUCUAGAAUAAACCUUGGUAAUGUUCCAGGUCAUCAGUUCUCCAAGGAAAGAAGGCCAAAAAGUUCAUAGCAAAACUUUCUUUUCUUAGUCUCAUUUCGUCCUUGUGAUAAGUUUAUAUAUUAUAUUAGGUUCAAGUUUCUUAUCAGUCUCUAUGUCUCAGUUAUUCUCUUAUCUCAUGGUUUAAUUGCUCCAAAGUGAUACUUAAGCAUAGAUUUCUGUGUAAAUUUUCAUCAUAAAACUUUAUUUAUUUGAUCUUUAUGAUGAUUUUUUCACCCUCCCAAGUUCAUCAAAACCUCUUGGUAAUUCCAAAUACACUUGAUUAUCAAAGGACCCAUGAAAAAUUAAAGGGUGAAAGUCUUCCCAAUCAUUUGUAACUGUGCUAAGAGACAUGUAUUUGUAGCAAAGGUGACAAUUUUUUAUUUGUUUCCCCCUAUAUGCCCUGUCUCACAUCCGAAAAGACCAAAAACCAUGAUUUCUGCAUUUUUCUAGUGCUUUAUGUGACAAUCAGUUGUUUUGAUAGCGUAGCAGUUCUAACCCUUUCAUUACUAGGCUAGAUUUUACAUGGGCGUGUCCUGUAACGGAAAUUGGUUGUCCCACAAACAAAGCGGAGCGAACUUAGUGGGGAACUGUCUAAAGUUGUAAUUCAGAUCUUCCUCACAGAAAGAGUACAAAUGUGAAUAUUUCUGAGUGGCAGUUGUUGAGUGAUGGCAGAAUCGUUAUGGGUAGGAUGUUUUUACAUUACAUGCAAAUCUUGCGCUUAAAUGAAAGGGUUGACACACUUACAUUUGAAAGAGACUGAAAAAUAAGUAGGAACCAGAAGGAAAAAAUGGUGGAGAGCCAACUCCCAAGAAGUUUUGCUUCAGCGUUUUUAAAAAUACUAACUGUUGUUAGAGUGAAAAGAAUGCCCCUUUAAAGAAAACCCAACCGACCUAUCAAGCUCAUCUUGAUCUCUUUUGAAUACAGGCAUCAAAAGCAGUCAUCUGAGACUAAAAUCAACUGAUUUGAACAAAAAUUGGCCAUAUCAUAGUAGUAUAAACGUCGGGUGAAUCGAAAUAGGCCGUGGUUUUUUUAAACAAAAGAAUUCUCACGGAAAUGUACCUAAUAAAAUUUUACUGAUUAUCUGUAACCGAGCAUUCAGGAUAGCAACAUCUGACCUGACUUGGCGAGGUAGAACAAUAAGAUGUAACCAUAGCAUUGAUGGAAUUCAUGUGUGAAUUCGUUAAAUGCAAAGUUUUUGCUGUAUCUGCUGUUCACCAUAACCAGUUGUUAUUCCCUCCUGUAGUAAGUAAGUGUCAACCCAGAUGACACACCCUAACUAACAGCAAAAUGCCUUUAUCUUAGUGAUUCUUCAUCAUAAGCCACUUUAAAUAAAAAAUUUUGAAAGCAACAUGAAAACAUAUAAAAAUGUGCAAGAUAUGUAUGCACAAAAAUAAAUAAAUUAAUAAAAGGUGAGGCAGAAACUUACCAAGAUAAUUGUUCCCGCAAAACCAAUUCAUUCCAUAAAAUUUUCCAGUGUUUCUUUGGGUAAAUCUUGAGUCUUACAGCAACCACAUAAUGAUGCCUAGUGGUGUUCAGUGGCAAAAGAACAUUCAAAAAGUUUUAUCGGCACAUUUUGGGAAGAAUGAAUUUGUUACUCGUAAAAAAAACUGUUCCUAAUACUUAUGCAUCUUCGUUCAAAUUACCAUAUCAGUGUCAAUUUUGUCUAAAGAAGCUGAUUUUGGCCUCAAAACAUUGCUUAUCGUGUUUUCUUUCAAAGGAAACCAAGAUCAGCUCAAUAAGUUGUUCAGUUUUGAAUCAGAGCAACAGUCCAGGUCUUACUAGAGCAGCCCAUGUAUUUACAAACAAAUCCUCACCCUCAGCUCACAGUGAAUGCCUAAUGGACCACCAGAUAAGGUACGAAUUUCAGC
Molecule: messenger RNA, 3679 nt
Organism: Bemisia tabaci
Lineage: Eukaryota; Metazoa; Arthropoda; Insecta; Hemiptera; Aleyrodidae
Gene: drk
Product: growth factor receptor-bound protein 2 drk
Molecular function (GO): protein binding
Source: RefSeq, a predicted model, not a curated record